AUUUUUCUGACAAAUAUAGAACGUUUGACGAACUCGUGUGUAACGGUACCAGGGGAUGUGCUGAUUGUAACAGCAUUUUUAUCAUAUAUGGGUUCUUUCACUCGAAAAUAUAGAUCUGACUUAAUGUACGAAAAUUGGUUACCGUUCCUGGAAAAUUUGGAAGUAAAAAUACCGAGGACUACUGAAUUGGAUGUACUGGCUUUAUUGACAGACGAUGCACAAAUUGCACAAUGGAACAACGAAGGUUUACCUACAGACAAAAUGUCCUCGGAAAAUGCAACAAUUUUAAUGAAUUCAACGAGAUGGCCUCUAAUGAUAGAUCCACAAUUACAAGGAUUAAAAUGGAUUAAAAAUCGAUAUGGUGAAGAUUUGCAAGUGCUGAGACUUACUCAACCGAAUUAUUUAUAUUUAAUUGAAAUUUCCAUUGCGAAUGGAGGAAUUGUUUUAAUUGAAAAUAUCAUGGAAACCAUCGACCCCAUUUUAGAUCCUGUUAUAAAGAGAGAUCUAAUAAAAAAAGGAAGGUACUUGCCUAUAUAUAUUAUUAUUGUAACAUAAAUUCAUAUUAGAUAAAAUUGCUGUUUAGAACCUUUAAUGAUUCUGACCUUCAUACAUAUAUGCUAUCAAGGUCACCGUUCUGAGUGACCAUUAAAAAAUUUUAGCUAUCGCUUGUUAUUCGUUAAAAAGUUAUUAAUAUAAUCAUACUAAAAUUUAUUUAAAAUAAGUCAUAUUUAACUAUUCAUUAUUACACAUUUUCUGAUAAAGUCCAAAGAAAUAUGUUGUUAAACAGCAAACAUGACCCGUUGUAAUGUGAGAAAAUUUGACAUUGUUCAUCACUGGGUCAAC
Messenger RNA from Bombus huntii, 843 nucleotides. RefSeq names its product dynein beta chain, ciliary-like. Gene Ontology annotation, molecular function: minus-end-directed microtubule motor activity; dynein light intermediate chain binding; dynein intermediate chain binding. Gene Ontology annotation, cellular component: axoneme; dynein complex; motile cilium. The coding region runs from base 88 to 555 and encodes 155 amino acids. The record is from RefSeq and is a predicted model, not a curated record. Gene Ontology annotation, biological process: cilium movement. The transcript is spliced from 3 exons. NCBI's taxonomy places the organism in Eukaryota, Metazoa, Arthropoda, Insecta, Hymenoptera, Apidae.